AUGCUAGUUAAAUGUUUCAACAAAAUCAGCACACUCACUCAAGUGGGUGCACGUAGUAUGUCUAGUGAGGUUCGACGUGUUGUACUGAUUCCUGGUGACGGUAUUGGGCCGGAAAUCUCCAAAUCCGUUCAAGAUAUCUUCGAGGCAGCAAAGACUCCAAUUGAAUGGGAUCCUGUGGAUGUGACACCAGUCAAGGGAAGAGACGGGGUCUUUCGGAUUCCUUCGCGGUGUAUCGAGCUUAUGCACAAGAACAAGGUUGGCCUCAAAGGACCACUGGAAACGCCAAUCGGAAAGGGACAUCGGUCCUUGAAUCUUGCAGUACGCAAAGAGUUCCACCUUUAUGCGAACGUUCGUCCUUGUCGGUCUCUUGAAGGUCACAAGACGUUGUAUGAUAAUGUAGAUGUAGUGACCAUCCGUGAAAACACCGAAGGAGAGUAUUCUGGGAUCGAACACGAGAUCGUCUCUGGUGUCGUCCAAUCCAUUAAGUUGAUCACAGAGGACGCAUCUCGUCGGGUUGCAAAGUACGCUUUUGAAUACGCACGUCAAAACUCUCGUAAAUGUGUGACGGCUGUCCACAAAGCUAAUAUAAUGCGCAUGUCUGACGGCUUGUUUUUGAACAUUUGUCGCGAGCAAGCUUCUCAAUAUCCUGAUAUCAAAUUCUCGGAGGCGUAUCUUGACACAGUGUGCUUGAACAUGGUACAAGAUCCCUCACAGUACGAUGUGCUGGUCAUGCCGAAUUUGUAUGGAGAUAUCCUAUCCGAUCUUUGUGCUGGAUUAGUGGGAGGUCUUGGAGUAACACCGUCAGGAAAUAUUGGAGAAGACGCAGCAGUGUUCGAGUCCGUCCACGGGACAGCUCCGGAUAUCGCUGGUCAAGACAAGGCAAAUCCCACAGCUCUGUUGCUAUCUGCAGUAAUGAUGUUGCGGUACAUGAAUCUUACCGAGCACGCCUCGAAAAUUGAGCGUGCUGUUUUUGAGGCGAUUGCCGACGGAACUGCGAAAACGGGAGAUCUUGGAGGUACCGGCACCUGUUCUUCCUUCACAGCUGAUGUUUGUGCUCGCAUUCGGAACAUGGACUAA
This is a messenger RNA of Necator americanus (New World hookworm), 1077 nucleotides long. RefSeq lists its product as uncharacterized. Bases 1 to 1077 code for a protein of 358 amino acids. Gene Ontology annotation, biological process: isocitrate metabolic process; tricarboxylic acid cycle. The transcript has 10 exons. Gene Ontology annotation, molecular function: NAD binding; isocitrate dehydrogenase (NAD+) activity; magnesium ion binding. Gene Ontology annotation, cellular component: mitochondrion. The record is from RefSeq and is a predicted model, not a curated record. NCBI's taxonomy places the organism in Eukaryota, Metazoa, Nematoda, Chromadorea, Rhabditida, Ancylostomatidae.